Phalaenopsis equestris is the source of this 650-nucleotide messenger RNA. Its product is annotated as serine/threonine-protein kinase STN7, chloroplastic-like. The record is from RefSeq and is a predicted model, not a curated record. Gene Ontology annotation, molecular function: ATP binding. The annotation marks the transcript as partial. NCBI's taxonomy places the organism in Eukaryota, Viridiplantae, Streptophyta, Magnoliopsida, Asparagales, Orchidaceae. The transcript is spliced from 3 exons.
UCGCCAAAAUGGCGAUCACAGCCGGAGCUGGAGUGGACCUCGGCCUCUCCCGCUCCCCGUUCCUCCCUCGCUUCAAGAAGAUGCCUCCCAAUCGAAGCCCCUUUAUUUCCAGAAUUGCGCGGAGAGCGAAACCCCCCUUGGCGGCGAUGGGGGCCGCCGACCUUCUCGCCGAGGUUGCACGCUAUGUAGACCCUUUGUUGGGCGUGGGCGUUGGUCUUCCCUGCACGGUCAUGGAGUGCGGCGAUAUCAUUUACCGGAGUACUCUCCCAAGGCAGAGCGGCCUCACCAUCACGGCUCCCGGUGUUGCCCUAGCUCUGGCUGCUGCCUCUUAUCUCUGGGCUACCCCCGGAGUCGCACCGGGCUUCUUCGAUAUGUUCUUUCUCGCCUUUGUUGAGCGCCUAUUUCGUCCCUCGUAUCGCAAGGAUGACUUUGUCUUGGGAAAGAAGCUUGGAGAGGGAGCCUUCGGUGUUGUAUACAGGGCCUCCAUUGCCAAAUCCAAGCCUUCUGCCCCUAAGCUAAUGAAACAGGGUGAUUUGGUUCUCAAAAAGGCCACGGAGUAUGGUGCCGUGGAGAUUUGGAUGAAUGAACGGGUGAGGAGGGCUUGCGCCAGUAGCUGUGCCGACUUUGUGUAUGGCUUCCAAGAGAGCUCC